Messenger RNA from Lolium rigidum, 4587 nucleotides. RefSeq names its product copper methylamine oxidase-like. Gene Ontology annotation, molecular function: primary methylamine oxidase activity; quinone binding; copper ion binding. Gene Ontology annotation, biological process: amine metabolic process. Bases 2212 to 4308 code for a protein of 698 amino acids. NCBI's taxonomy places the organism in Eukaryota, Viridiplantae, Streptophyta, Magnoliopsida, Poales, Poaceae. The transcript is spliced from 12 exons. The record is from RefSeq and is a predicted model, not a curated record.
CGAAAUCAGAUUGCUGUAUAUGUUGCAUACGGUUGGUACUGAUAUUCAGAAGCUGGGCGUGACUCGUACAACUUAAAACAUGGACCAUCUUAAAAAAAAAGUGGCAGCAUAUUUAGUUUGAAUUUGCGUUGGAUCUGUGGUGAGUCGUAUUGUUGCAGGCGCUGCCUGGUGGUUAUGGAUUUAUGGUUGGGCUUAACUGUAUCAGGCCUGAACUGUAUAAUAGUAACCCAGGACCUUGUCGUUUGCUUGCUGCAACACACUGUAACAUAAUGUUAGCACAAUAGCCGAUGGAGAAUGUUGCCGCAACUCACUGCAAUGAUGCUAGGCUGGCUACAUGAAUUUUCUCUAAAAUAAGCCUGUGAUAGAGCAGUGAGUGCUCACUGCUCAGAAUAGGAAUAUUAGCUACCCAGCCAACUGUCUACUUUGACGAUGCUUGCAGAUUUUUAUUCUAUGCUGACAUCGAUGUGAAUGGCUAGGAAGUAAAGGGAGAUUGGGAUAGUGAUGUAUUUUAUGAACGCACACUAACGUUUUUUGGCUAUUGGAGAUAUGGGACCACUUAGAAUGUUUUGCAUGGAAGGUGGCACCAAAUCAUACACAAAUGGCUCAAACACAUGCUGUGCACAUAUUAUACUACUCCACUUGUGACGGUGGGGUCUCCUGUGACGGUGAUGGGGCUAAUACACAAGUGUAUUGCUAGUCGUGAGUGCUUACUUAGAUGAGGCCUAUGUCGAUUAGUCUUUUCUUAAUUACCUACCUUCUGACACUUAUCUGGAUGCGUGCUAGAAAAAUAACUGCCCACCUGCUCCAAGUUGCAGGUUUCUGAUGUCUAAGCAAAUUUAUAAUUUCCCCGAGAAGGGAAUCGUGUAACAGCAAUUGUAUGUUUUUCAUCGGAAAGUGCCUUUGGCACAUGAGCACUAGUGCUCCCUGUUUAAUUCAAAAACAUAUUUAUGAGACUCAAAAAAAUUGAAAUUAAAUACGUAUAUACAUAUACCUAUUGCUAAGGUACGGUAGAAAUUUCAGGAAAAAAUAUAUUGUAUUUUGAGCUAUACGAAGAAGACAAGUUUCUGGCAAAAAGAGUGAGUUUUAAAACCUAUGCAUACAGCCAGAAAUUUGUUUUUUUUCAUGUAGCUCAAAGUACAACACAUUUUCUAAGAAAAUUUCGCAUAAUUAUUCAGGACAUGUAUAUGUAUUCAUGUAAUAGAUUUAUAAUUUUUUAAAACAUAUAAAUAUAAUUUUCAAAUAUUUUAAAAACCAGGAGCACUGGUGCUUAGGUGCACCAAAUCUGCUCUUGUUUUUCAUCUUAUCUGUUUCUAGCAUGAAUUAAUCUGUAUCAACAGAUAACUGGAUUAGAAUUCAGGAGUUCCUUUCGACUGAGAAACUUGACUUUGUUAUGCUUGAUUAUAAUUUUAAAGCUAUAUCUGUCGUUUCACUGGCUUUUAACUAUGUUUUGAUUAUCCCUGAAAAUGACCAAGUUCUAAAUUUAUUGGAGGCACAACUGAUAAUGUGCAGCUAAUUAUGUCCAUGUAGUGAAUAGAAGAAAUGGCUAUUAACUUGUAACUGUCAUAGUUUUAUUCGCUUACAUUGUUCCUUGUUACCCUGCUUCUUCUUUUCCUUUUCACUGAGCACUUGAAAUUGGAAGAAUUGGAAUUGAAAGGGAAUUUGGGAAGGAAGAUGUGGAUUACUGUUGGAUACUAUUGUAUUUUAUUAAGAUUUGCAAUGAUACCAUAACAUGUAUGGUGUGCCCAUUCGGUUUACCGUUUGGUGCAAUUAGAAAGUGCACAGGUAACCCAGGUCCAGAGAAGCAUGUAAACUAGUUCGGUGGUGUCAAUCUGCCAAUUAACCAAGUGGAAAUGCUUGAUACAGAUAACCUACGAGUUCUAUAGGCUUGCUUAUUUCAUUCUCCCUCCGUUCCAUAAUUCUUGUCUUGAUUUUUAUUCAAAGUUGAACUGAAACCACGACAAGAAUUACGAAAUGGAGGGAGUAGUUCAGUGUGCUUGUUGUAUGGCACACUCAUGCAUACUUGUAAAAUAUUUGUGUCAUUGGCCUUUUUUUGUUAUAUAGUUUGUAUCCUUCCCUUCCUAAUUGAAUUUCAGUAAAGCCCAACUAGCAAUUUCUAUGCCAUUCCUUGCACCUGUCACAACUUGCAUAUUUGGAAAGUUUGAUGGUUUUCUCUUGAACUUAAACCUUGGAGUUUAGCCAGGAAUCCCAAUUAUGACGAGGGCCCAGAGAAGCCACCCUCUAGACCCAUUAUCUGCUGCUGAAAUUGCUGUGGCUGUAGCAACUGUUCGAGCUGCUGGAAGAACUCCGGAAGUACGAGACAGCAUGCGCUUUGUUGAAGUUGUGCUCCUGGAGCCAGAAAAGAAUGUUGUGGCAUUAGCUGAUGCAUACUUCUUUCCACCAUUCCAACCAUCUCUGCUUCCCAGAACCAAAGGUGGUCCUGUCAUCCCAAGCAGGCUUCCACCUAGGAGGGCCAGGCUUGUUGUCUACAACAAACAAACAAACGAAACUAGUAUUUGGGUUGUAGAACUGUCUGAAGUGCAUGCUGCUACUAGGGGUGGACACCACAGAGGCAAGGUUAUAUCAUCGGAAGUUGUUCCAGAUGUUCAGCCUGCAAUGGAUGCGAUGGAAUAUGCUGAAUGUGAAGCUACUGUAAAAGAUUUCCCCCCUUUUAUUGAAGCCAUGAAGAAAAGAGGCAUUGAUGACAUGGAGCUCGUCAUGGUAGAUGCAUGGUGUGCAGGCUAUUACAGUGAUGCUGAUGCUCCCAGUCGAAGAAUUGGCAAGCCUCUGAUCUAUUGUAGAACUGAAAGUGAUAGCCCUAUGGAGAAUGGAUAUGCUCGUCCUGUUGAAGGGAUCCAUAUUAUAGUUGAUAUGCAGAAUAAUGUCGUACUAGAGUUUGAGGAUAGGAAGUUUGUCCCUCUUCCACCGCCAGAUCAUUUGAGAAACUACACUCCUGGAGAGACACGCGGUGGUGUUGAUAGAAGCGAUGUGAAGCCUCUUAUCAUCAGUCAACCUGAAGGCCCAAGUUUCCGUAUUACAGGCUCCUUUGUGGAGUGGCAGAAGUGGAACUUUCGUAUUGGCUUCACCCCCAAGGAAGGUUUAGUUAUCCAUUCUGUUGCAUACGUUGAUGGAAACCGAGGACGUCGUCCUAUUGCUCACAGGCUGAGUUUUGUUGAAAUGGUUGUUCCUUAUGGAGAUCCGAACGAACCACAUUACCGGAAGAAUGCAUUUGAUGCUGGAGAAGAUGGGCUUGGAAAGAAUGCACACUCCCUUAAGAAGGGAUGUGAUUGCUUGGGUUACAUAAAAUACUUUGAUGCACAUUUUACAAAUUUUACUGGUGGCGUGGAGACAAUUGAGAAUUGUGUAUGUUUACAUGAGGAGGACCAUGGAAUCCUCUGGAAACAUCAAGACUGGAGAACAGGACUAACCGAAGUUAGACGAUCAAGGAGGCUAACCGUGUCAUUCAUAUGCACAAUCGCUAACUACGAAUAUUGCUUUUAUUGGCACUUUUAUCAAGAUGGUAAGAUAGAAUCUGAGGUAAAGCUUACUGGAAUUCUCAGCUUGGGAGCUCUAAUGCCUGGGGAACAAAGGAAAUAUGGCACAACUAUUGCUCCUAGUUUGUACGCACCAGUCCAUCAACAUUUCUUUGUUGCCCGUAUGGACAUGGCAGUGGACUGCAAACCUUAUGAGGCUUAUAACCAGGUGGUUGAGGUAAAUGUUAAAGUAGAAAGUGCAGGCCCAAAUAAUGUGCAUAAUAGUGCCUUCUACGCUGAAGAAGAGCUUCUGAAGUCUGAAUUACAGGCUAUGCGGGAUUGUGAUCCUUCAUCUGCACGACAUUGGAUUGUAAGGAACACAAGGACCGUAAAUCGUACUGGGCAACCAACAGGUUACAAGCUCAUACCUGGUUCGAAUUGUCUGCCAUUCUGCCUGCCCGAGGCAAAGUUCCUGAGAAGAGCUGGGUUUUUGAAGCACAACCUUUGGGUUACAUCAUAUAAAAGUGAUGAAGUGUUCCCUGGAGGAGACUUUCCUAAUCAGAACCCACGCAUCCAUGAGGGUUUAGCUACAUGGGUCCAGAAGGAUAGAUCCUUAGAGGAAACCAACAUCGUUCUCUGGUACGUUUUCGGGAUCACCCAUAUCCCAAGGCUCGAGGACUGGCCUGUCAUGCCGGUGGAACACAUCGGCUUCACGCUCAUGCCUCAUGGAUUCUUCAACUGUUCGCCUGCUAUUGACGUUCCUCCUCCAUCCGAUGUGGACGCUAAGGAAGCCGAGACGCCAAAGGAGAUCCAUGCCGAGCUCAUUUCAAAGCUGUGAGCCCCCAAGAGACGGAGAAUCGUACGCGUGGUUACUCCUUUUCAUUGCCGUGCCAUGAUCUUCCGAUGAAAACUAUAAACUGCGACUUAGCUUUCCGUACGCCCUUCUGAUUACGCUGCAGCUGAGCCGUGUUAGUGGCUGAAUUGGUUUGGUGGUGUCCGAUUGCUUGGCUCUUCUGAACUCUGUAUUUCUGCUUGGUGAUUAUAACAUCACACAGAAUCUGGGUUAAGUUCUCUGUCCCAGAAUGCAAAUGAAUUGGGACACAAAAAUGUUCAGCUA